Molecule: messenger RNA, 4736 nt
Organism: Miniopterus natalensis
Lineage: Eukaryota; Metazoa; Chordata; Mammalia; Chiroptera; Miniopteridae
Source: RefSeq, a predicted model, not a curated record
AUAUAAAAAUAGAGAAGCCAGUGCGUCCGAGCUGAUUAAUAAACCACAGAUUUGUAGCCUCAAUAAUCUCUAAAGCUAAUGGUAGUGGUAGGGUUAGAUUUUACUGUCCUGAUGCAGGGACAUCCCUCCCAUCGAUAUUCCCCCAUCCUAAAAUCAGAUCGUGUUUGAUCUAUAUCAGGAAACUUAAAACGUACUUCACUUUUUAAAAAUACUUACUCCAGAUAUUCUAAGCUUCUGUAGAGCUGAGAUUGACCUUUUCACUUCCGUGCCUCUAUAUCUGACAUGGUUUUGAACACACGAAAGAAGAGAUUACUGAAAGAAUUUCUGAAGUAGAGUACCCCGUUGAAGUGAGCUUUUUGAUCAUCUGUUUCAGGCCAGAAUGGCUGUAGAAUCCAAAGCAGUUUCAACCCUGCUACGUCACACUCCUCAGGAACAAGAACUGAUACUAGUGAAAGUAGAAGAAAGCCUGUCCUGGGGUCAGAAAUUAAAGCAGAAGGGGAGUACCCGAUCCUGCCAAGAAUUGUUUCGCCAGCAAUUCAGAAAGUUUUGCUACCAGGAGACACCUGGGCCCCGAGAGGCUCUGGGCCGACUCCAGGAGCUUUGCUAUCAGUGGCUCAUGCCAGAGUUGCACACAAAGGAGCAGAUCCUAGAACUGCUGGUACUAGAGCAGUUCCUGAGCAUCCUGCCUGAGGAGCUGCAAGUCUGGGUUCAGCAACAUAGUCCAAAGAGUGGCGAGGAAGCUGUGACUCUGUUGGAGGAUUUGGAGAGGGAAUUUGAUGAUCCAGGGCAGCAGGUCCGAGCUAGUCCACAAGGACCAACAGUACCAUGGAAGGAUUUGACAUGUCUUGGAGCAUCCCAAGAAUUAAACAUCCAACUCCAGCCUUUAAAGGCACAGCUGAAACCUUGGGAACCUUGCCUUUCCUUGCAAAGUGAUUGUGAGAACAAUGAAUCAGCGACAAAGAAGGACAUUUCAGGAGAAAAAGCAGGACUUCCCCAGGAACUUUCAUUCGGAGGAGUCAGUGAACAUGAAAACAGUUUAGAGUGGCAGCAAGGAAGUGCUUCGGGGGAGAAAUUAGGAAGAUCCCCUUCCCAGGGAGGCAGUUAUAGUCAAGUAAUCACACACAAAUCUCUAGGGAAGAGAUACCAUCAUGAGCCUCAAAGAAGCCUGAUUCUAAGUACAAACUCUGUAACAUAUCAGAAAGUUCCUACAGAAGAGAGACCUUAUAGAUGUGAUGUAUGUGGGCACAGCUUUAAACAGCAUUCUUCUCUAACCCAACAUCAGAGAAUCCAUACCGGAGAAAAGCCCUAUAAAUGUAACCAGUGUGGGAAGGCCUUUAGUUUGAGAUCGUAUCUUAUUAUUCAUCAGAGAAUUCAUAGUGGUGAGAAAGCAUAUGAAUGUAGCGAAUGUGGGAAAGCCUUCAAUCAGAGCUCGGCCCUCAUCAGACACCGGAAAAUUCAUACCGGUGAGAAAGCUUGUAAGUGUAACGAAUGUGGCAAAGCGUUCAGUCAAAGCUCCUAUCUCAUCAUCCAUCAAAGAAUUCAUACUGGUGAGAAACCCUAUGAGUGCAAUGAGUGUGGGAAAACCUUUAGCCAGAGCUCAAAGCUUAUUAGACACCAGCGAAUUCAUACAGGAGAGAGACCUUAUGAAUGUAAUGAAUGUGGGAAAGCUUUCAGGCAGAGCUCAGAGCUGAUAACCCAUCAGAGAAUACACAGUGGAGAGAAGCCCUAUGAAUGUAAUGAGUGUGGAAAAGCCUUCAGUUUGAGCUCAAACCUCAUUAGACAUCAGAGAAUUCAUAGUGGAGAAGAACCUUAUCACUGUAAUGAGUGUGGUAAAACAUUCAAAAGGAGCUCAGCCCUUGUUCAGCAUCAGAGAAUCCACUCUGGGGAUGAAGCUUAUAUAUGUAAUGAAUGUGGGAAGGCUUUCAGGCACAGAUCAGUCCUUAUGCGCCAUCAGAGAGUCCACACUAUAAAAAGACAACAUAACUGUGAUGAAUGUGGACAAAGCUUUGCUUGGAGUACAGGCCUUAUUAGGCAUCAAAGAAUUCAUUGGGAGAAACCCUAUGAAUGUGAUAAGUGUGGAAAGGCCUUCAGUGUGAGCUCAGCUCUGGUUCUGCAUCAGAGAAUUCAUACUGGGGAGAAACCCUAUCCUUGUAAUUGGUGUAUAAAAAGUUUCAGUCGGAGCUCAGAUCUUAUUAAACAUCAAAGAAUCCACACUGGUGAAAAACCUUAUAAAUGUGAUGCAUGUGGGAAAGCCUUCAGUCAGAGCUCAGAUCUUAUUAUACAUCAGAGGAUCCACACAGGAGAAAAACCCUAUCAGUGCAGUCAUUGUAGUAAAAGUUUUAGCCAGCGCUCAGACCUGGUUAAACAUCAGAGAAUCCAUACUGGGGAGAAGCCUUAUACAUGUAACCAAUGUAACAAACAUUUUAGUCAGAGUUCUGAUGUUAUAAAACAUCAAAGAAUUCACACUGGUGAAAAACCAUAUAAAUGUGAUGUGUGUGGAAAAGCCUUCAGUCAGAGUUCAGAUCUUAUUCUACAUCAGAGAAUCCACACUGGGGAGAAACCAUAUCCGUGUGAUCAGUGUGGCAAAAGUUUCAGUCAGAACUCAGACCUUAUUAAACAUCGAAGGAUCCACACUGGAGAGAAGCCCUAUAAAUGUAACGAAUGUGGGAAGGCUUUUAAUCAGAGCUCAGUCCUUAUUCUGCACCAGAGAAUUCACACUGGAGAGAAACCCUAUCCGUGUACUGAGUGUAGCAAAACUUUCAGUAGGCUUUCAGAUCUUAUUAAUCAUCAGCGAAUUCACACUGGAGAGAAGCCUUACCCAUGUAACCAGUGCAGUAAAAUGUUUAGUCGAAGAUCAGACCUCGUUAAACAUCAUAGGACUCACACAGGUGAGAAACCCUAUGAAUGUGAUGAAUGUGGGAAAACCUUUAGUCAGAGCUCCAACCUUAUUCUGCAUCAGAGAAUCCACACUGGAGAGAAACCCUAUCCAUGCAGUAAUUGUACCAAAAGCUUUAGUCGUCGGUCAGACCUUGUUAAACAUCAAAGAAUACACACUGGAGAGAAACCAUACGUAUGUAAUCAGUGCAAUAAAAGCUUUAGUCAAAGCUCAGACCUCACUAAACACCAGAGAGUACACUCUGGGGAAAAGCCCUAUCACUGUGAUAGUUGUGAGAAAGCCUUCAGUCAGAGUUCCGACCUAAUUCUUCAUCAGAGAAUUCACACUGGAGAAAAACCCUACCCAUGCACACAGUGCAGCAAAAGUUUCAGCCAGAACUCAGACCUUGUCAAACACCAGAGAACCCACACUGGGGAAAAACCAUACAGGUGUAAUGAGUGUGGGAAGGCUUUCAGUCAGUGCUCAGCUCUCAUCCUACAUCAGAGGAUCCACACUGGGGAGAAACCAUAUCCAUGUGAUCAAUGUGGCAAAAGCUUUAGUCGGCGCUCUGAUCUCAUUAACCAUCAAAGAAUCCACACUGGUGAAAAGCCAUAUAAAUGUGAUACAUGUGGGAAAGCCUUCAGAACAUGCACUGAUCUUAUUGAACAUCAGAGAAUCCACACUGGGGAGAAACUGCACAGGUGUCUUCAGUGCAGCAGAACUUUUACCCAACUCUCUGAACUUACUGAUCAUGAGAAAGUCCAUUCUGGCCAAGACAGUCUAAAUGUGAUGAAUAUGGGAAAACCUUUAGUGUACACACCACCUUUACUCAGAGACACUAUACCAGAAAAAAAACUUAUGAAUGCUAUUGAUGAUUAUGAAAAAAGUUUUAAUAAAUGCUCAAGUCUUGCGCUACAUUAAAAAAAAAAAAAACCGAGAGAAAACAUUGAUUCAAUUUUUAUAAUGAAGGUUUAACUCAGAGCUCAGACAUUACUAAACUUAAGAAAAAUUCUGAGGAGGAAUCCUGUGUGUUAUGGGAAAAUGUUCAAUGUGAAUAAAAAUUUUACUGAAUGUCAGCAAAAAUGGAAAGAAAUUCAUACCUGCUAUAAGGUAGGAAAAGCUCUAAUCUUAUCAAAUACAGUCCAAAGGGGAGAGUUUAAUCAUAAAAAAUGUGUAACAGUAUUAAGGACCUUAUCAGAUAUUGUAAAAAUCAGUGUGGAGGGGUGUGCAAUCAGAACUUAGAAAUAUAUUAGUAUUAAAACCUUAAAUGUUCAGUGACCCCAAAUUACCUACUACAUAUUAGAGAAGUUGUUUUAGAUAAUGUAGGGAAAACUUAAAAUUCCUUCCAUAAUUUCAUUGGCAUUCAUUCUGCUAUCACACUUUAUGGACAGCUGGAGAGUUCUAUCUUAUGCUAAUACUAGUUAUCAUUGAGUCCCAUGGGUGAACAUUUUAUGCUAUUCUGGUAUUAAAUGUAUUAACUACAUAACUCCAGUGCCCCAUAUUUCUCAAAAAAAUUUUGUGGCCUAGUUUUGGUUUUCCUAGUAGUGAGGAGAUUUUAAGUUCCUGUGAUAUUCACAGCAGUAUGGAUUUAUUUUGCUCUCAGUAAUGAAACCUAUAAGUUUUGGUGGUUUGAAAUCACUUCUUCAAUAUUACCAUUUAAUCACAGCUUCUAAAUAUGUGGAACAAUAAAAGAAUUCUAUAUGUCAAAGUGUGAAGAUUUCUCUACUACUGUAUUACUUAUCUUGUCAUCUAUAGGCUGAACAAAAUGAUAGUUAAAGUAAUACUCCCAUGACUAAUUUGUGUAGCAUAUUCUGUUUAAAAAUAAAAAGACCUACCUACUGAUUUUAAGUAGCGACAUUCA